AUGCAUGCAGCAGCAGCAGCAGCAGCAGCAGCAGCUGCUGCUGCUGCUGCUGGUGUUGCUCCCGCAGCAGCAGCAGCGGCGGGAAAACGGCAGCAGCAGCGGCAGCAGCAGCGGCAAACUGCAGCAGCAGCAAGUCGCUGCAGCAGCACGGGAAAAUGGAUUAGGCAGCAGCAAGAAGCAGCAGCAGCAGCAGCAGCAGCAGCAGCAGCAGACGGGAGCAGCAACAGCAGCAAACCGCAGCAGCACACGUACACAGGAAGCUCUGCGCGGGGGCCUCAUUUUCAGCAGCAGCAGCUGCUGCUGCAGCAGGCUCUGGCAUUUCCAGGAGGCAAUCUCAGACAGCAGCAGCAGCAGCAGCAGCAGCAGCAGCAGCAGCAGCAGCUGUCCAUACAAGGAGACACUUUCCCUCGUGUCUCUGUCUUUGCGCGUGUCUUGCUGCUGGCUACCGUUUUGCUGCAGCAGCAGCAGCAGCAGCAGCAGCAGCAGCAGCAGCAGCAGAGUAAGCGCGAGCAGCUGCAGCAGCAGCAGCAGCAGCAGAGACGGCGGCGGCUGUCUGCUGCUGCAGCAAGGGCUCAGCUGGAGUGCAGCAAACUUGAAGAAAACUUUUUAAAUGCAGCAGCAGCAGCAGCAACAGAUUUUGCAGCAACAGCAGCAACAGCAGCAGCAAAAGCAGCAGCAGCAGCAGAUCCGGCAACAAAAGCAGCAGCAGCAGAAGCAGCAACAACAGCACUAACAGCAGCAACAGCAGCAGCAACAGCGGCAGCAAAUGCAGCAGCAGCAGCAGCAAAAGCAGCAACAGCACCAGCAGAUUUGGCAACAACAACAGCAACAGUAACAGCAGCAACAGCAGCAACAGCAGCAACAGCAGCAGCAGCAGCAAACGCAGCAGCAGCAGCAGCAAAAGCAGAAUGGGCAUUGCCUCUGCCGAUACCUUGCAGAUUAAGCAGCAGCAAGCAGCAGCAGCAGCAGCAACAGCAGCAGCAGCAGCAAAAGGGUGUGAAAGACUCGCUGCAGAUUAAGCAGCAGCAAGCAGCAGCAGCAGCAGCAACAGCAGCAGCAGCAAAGACAAAUGAAAACCAGAGAAGCAGAAGUCAAAUAAAAUGGCACACUGCUGCUGCGGAUGUCGUGUGCUGCUGCUAG
Eimeria necatrix is the source of this 1140-nucleotide messenger RNA. RefSeq lists its product as hypothetical. The record is from RefSeq and is a predicted model, not a curated record. Bases 1 to 1140 code for a protein of 379 amino acids. NCBI's taxonomy places the organism in Eukaryota, Apicomplexa, Conoidasida, Eucoccidiorida, Eimeriidae. The transcript has 4 exons.